CAACCGCAAGYACYGCCACAACCACUAGAGCAAGAACAACAAUCACCACCACCAUCGACUCUACAAGAAAAAMCACGAGACAAACAAUGAGCGAACGCGACAUCGGAGCAGGAUACCACGGUCGAAAAAGCUCAAGUGGCCGUGGUCGUGGCCGGGGGCGAGGCGGAGGUAGAGGUAGAGGCUCCGGCUCGAGAACCAGAGGAGCAGCCAACGAAAUUGCUGCUUCAACAAAUGCAGCCAAGGGAGCAAAUGCGGAAGAUCUCCAUCCCAAUGACAAAUCGAUCAAGGACGCACCGAUCAGGAAUCAUCGUUUUCAACCGAAGAAAGGUCGGGGAACAUGGGGCGAAACAAGCAAUCGCAAUCACAACAAAAAGAACAACCACACACGAAACAACAGCUACAACAACCAACACAAGAAAGCCUACGACAAGGGGGGGAAACGGGGGCAGCUACCAUUGAAGGUAUACURCACCGGUGACGGAGAAGAGGACCGAGCCAACGGUUUUGCGGGGAUGCAUCGCGAUUGCAAGGCGCUGCGGUACAAGGUCCACAAACCCAUGUGCGACUGCCCCAAGCUCCUGCGCAUGGUCCGGCAGAGCGAGGCCACCAUAGAGGGAACCACGAUAACGGAGGACGGGAAGAUCGACGCCCUCGUAGUCGUUCCGGAUACGAAGCAGCGGUAUCUCUACGUCUGUUCCGAUACUAGCCUGGACCGAUUCGAAGAGGAUCCAAGGGGGGCCGAGCGAAAGCUCCGGGCCGAAAUAUUUGGCGGUUCGGAGGGAGGAACGACGCCUGUCGACGAGAGCUCGUUCAAGCUCAGCUGCGCGGGGUGCCUGCUCUUCGGCCACGAGCCCAACGGRUUCUGCCUGGUCGCCUCCCCGUCCUUCGAAGCGAUCGAUGCGGUCCGCGAGGAAAGCCUCCGGUCGAAGAACCGGCGGGCCGACGGGCCGCUCCAUCACGACCACGCCCACUUUGUUGCAGGCCUCCCCCGAUCGUCCCUCUGGGAUCUGCACAGGGCGAAAACCCGCGCCCAAAACGCGGGGGCCGUCGAAACCAUCCUCUGCCACCUGUCGGGCCAGGGCGUUUCCGCUGGGACGGAGCCGACCGCCGACCGGCUCUCCGGAGGGAUCGAGCUGGGCCACCACUUGACUUCGGCGCUCUCUCUCACCCAGAACGGCACCAAGCWCGGCAGCCACCGCAAGCCGCCCGCGGUUGCACCCGGUGACGUCGGCGAYGAGCCGUCCUGGUGGUUCGUCAUCGGGUACGACGACGGGUCCUCGCUGGAGCUGGACCUCCCGGGCGGCAAGCGGCACCUGGGGGAAACCAGCCUGGAGGGUGCCAUCCGGGAGACCGAGGAAGAAGCGUCCCUGGUGUGGGAUCCCUCCUGGGUGGUGGAAUGUUUGGAAAGCAAGAAAGCAUCGGAACGAGGCAAUCGCUACUACUUGCUCCGUCCGCCGCAAUCGUUUCUGGAGCAGCGCGGCGGCGAUGGGUAACCCACUCCUUUCAAACUGACUGUAGCAAAURGGCAAUCCACACCUUCCAAACUUAGCUAGUUGCGGUAACUACCAUGGCUGUCUUAUUGCAGCCAUCUUAUCCACUCGUUUACCCUCGUGGAUGUAGGAAGCAGAUAGGGCGCCGGAAUUGUUUGCUCUAGAAAUGCGGAGUACAGUGAAAGGCAAAGAACAAUCUUGCUCCUCUUCAGUUUCGUUACUUUUCGGUUUGGUGACAAGCAGCGAUCCGUGCUAGACUGAUUUUCAAACCAUUCGUUUGUGAUGAGAACACAAGCAUUUCCGAAACUCGAUGACUAGAGUGGAUCAAUGUUGGGGGGGAGGGAGAUGACGAGAGGCGAGCAUUUUUUUGUUGCAGCAUAUUAAAUCAGCCCAUUUUGA
This is a messenger RNA of Pseudo-nitzschia multistriata, 1889 nucleotides long. The record is from the annotation of a GenBank genome assembly. NCBI's taxonomy places the organism in Eukaryota, Bacillariophyta, Bacillariophyceae, Bacillariales, Bacillariaceae.